UCUGCAGCUGCAUCUGCACCUACGCUAGUACCUACACGUACGUACUAGCUACUCCUAAGCACCCUUGGGUGCUCCACCUGGAAAUACCGCCGCUUCUGACCUUAUUCAUAGCGCCCGACCCCGCUUUGAGAGGAGGUUUCCCCCUCGCCGUCCCCUCUUUCUCUCGCUUGAGCGCGGGGGCAGCGAAAAACCCAAUGAUCAUUCAUUCUUCUUAUAGACAACACGGGGCGCGGCUUUCUCUGGUCGUGUAAGCCGCCCGUUCCUCACUCCCUUUGUCGCGACUAUGCUCCAUUUCCUCUCCCACUCGCUCGUUGCCACAGCAGCCCUACUGGCCACCGCCGCACUUGCGGCGACGACGGCACGCCCAGCGUCCAGGGCAGAGGACGCAAAGGCAGGCUACCUCCUGACGACGUUCCCCGUCCAGGACGAGGCCGUCUACAUGCGCCUAUCCAACGGCAACGACGCCCACUCCUGGCGCGCCCUGUCCCUCAACGGCAGGCAGGACAUCCUCCGCAGCGACAUCAGCACCGAGGGCGUGCGUGACACAUUUGUUGUUCCUUCCCAAGACGGCUCCCAAUUCUGGCUGACGGGCACGGACCUCAACGUCAACGCGCACGAGGGCGACUUCAACGCGUCGACGCGCUUUGGAAGCCGAUCGAUGCUCCUCUGGACAUCGCCGGAUCUCGUCAAUUGGAAAGGGCCCUCGCUCACCCCGGCCCUUGUCAAUGCCUCGGCAGGCAAUGUAUGGGCGCCAGAGGCCUACUACGAUCCCCUCGUCAAGGCCUACGUCGUCGUCUUUGCCUCUCGCUUCUGGUCGGACAAGGACAAGGAUAGGACGGGACCGGUGCCUAACAACGUCCUCAUGUAUGUCACUACCCAAGAUUUCAAAAGCUUCUCGCCAGCAAAGACGUACUUCAACCCCGGCUACCCCGUCAUCGAUGCCACUUUCCUGCCCAUGCCCGAAGAGGGUGCCAACGUGUGGUACCGCUGGGUAAAAAGCGAGGUCGACUUCAAGGUCUUUCAGCAGAGAUCCACCAACGGCAUCCUCGGCAAGUGGACCAACGUGGGCGGGGCGCCCGACAGCACGCGCAUCGAGUUUGCCAGCCAGUACUCGAACAACGAGGGCCCGCUCAUCUUCCGCGACAACGUCGACAGGCGCAAGUUUCACCUCUGGAUCGACGAGAACACGCUAAACACCUACAUUCCUGCCACAGCCACGACGCUCAACGACAUGGCGGCGUGGAAGGCAGACAGCCGCGACGGAUUUCCUCAGCACAUCAAGCACGGCAAGGUCCUGGCAGUCAACCAGCGCCAGUACGACGCCAUCCUUGCAAAGUACCAGGUAGUCAACGGGGCGUGAGACCCUAGCCACAACUCAACGACGCAUUUGCUCCUCCGUCUGAUUUGAGAAUGUAACAUUUGAAAUGUGG
Acaromyces ingoldii is the source of this 1430-nucleotide messenger RNA. RefSeq lists its product as hypothetical. Lineage: Eukaryota; Fungi; Basidiomycota; Exobasidiomycetes; Exobasidiales; Cryptobasidiaceae. The transcript has 2 exons. The record is from RefSeq and is a predicted model, not a curated record. The coding region runs from base 284 to 1360 and encodes 358 amino acids.